Molecule: messenger RNA, 1751 nt
Organism: Opisthocomus hoazin
Lineage: Eukaryota; Metazoa; Chordata; Aves; Opisthocomiformes; Opisthocomidae
Source: RefSeq, a predicted model, not a curated record
AUGGUCUGCAUGGCAUUUUCUCCCAUUUUGUGGUUAUCACUGCUGUAUAAUCCAUUUUCAUUUUUUUCAGAGCAGUUGAACAGAUUUGCAGGCUUUGGUAUUGGUCUAGCAAGCCUAUUUACAGAAAAUGUGUUGGCACACCCUUGCAUUGUUCUACGUCGUCAGUGUCAGGUUAACUAUCAUGCUCGGAAUUACAAUCUCACUCCAUUUACUAUUGUCAAUAUUAUGUACAGCAUCAAUAAGACACAGGGUCCAAGAGCUCUCUGGAAAGGAAUGGGCAGCACUUUCAUUGUUCAGGGCAUAACCCUGGGAACAGAAGGCAUCAUCAGUGAAUUUACACCUUUGCCAAGGGAGCUUUCACAUAAAUGGAACCUCAAGCAGAUAGGUGGACACCUUCUACUCAAAGGUUUAACACAUGUGAUAGCAAUGCCUUUUUAUUCUGCGAGCCUGAUUGAAACUGUACAGAGCGAAAUCAUUCGAGAUAAUCCUGGCAUCCUGGACUGUGUGAAAGAAGGAAUCGGCAGAGUUGUAGGCAUGGGAGUACCCCAUAGCAAGCGUCUCCUUCCCCUGAUGGUCUUGACUUUUCCAACUGCUCUUCAUGGAGUUCUUCACUAUGUCAUCAGUUCCAUCGUCCAGAAGCUUGUUUUGUUUGUUCUGAAAAGGGAUAAUUCCCACAACCGUCCAACCGAGAGCUCCACUUCUGUGCAGAGCAUGCUGGAUGCAUAUUUUCCAGAACUUAUUGCUAGCUUUGCUGCUAGCCUUUGUGCUGAUGUCAUGCUUUACCCACUGGAGACAGUUUUACACCGCCUUCAUAUUCAAGGGACACGCACCAUAAUUGACAAUACAGACCUUGGCUAUGAAGUGCUUCCUAUCAAUACUCAGUAUGAGGGAAUGAGAGACUGUAUAAAUACUAUAAAACGGGAAGAAGGAAUGCUAGGUUUUUAUAAAGGGUUUGGAGCUGUUAUAGUACAGUAUACCUUGCAUGUGGCAGUUUUACAGCUUACCAAAAUUAUGUACUCAACACUGCUUCAAAAUGUUUCUUAAUCUGUUCAGGUGUGGAUUUAGCACAGUGGACAUGAUUGACUUACUAGCCUAAUUAUUGUUUAAAAUGGCUUAGAAAAUGAAAUUUGAAGAAUCCACUCUAUGGAUUCUCCUUACACUGUAAAAACUUGUUUUAAAAAUGGGGAUAUAGAUACCUAAGUGUAAUUAAAAAAAGUACUGUUUGAAGUUACAGACACAAAUAUAUAAUGUGCAGUCAUAAAGAAGGGUAUCAGAUUUCAAAUGUGGUUGGAGUGAGGAUUUACCCUUCCUCUGACCAGUUAACUGGCUUAAGGAAUGGAUAUGAAUUCUUAAUCUCUGCUUUAUAAACAUUACAUCUGAUACUGAAUUUGGACUGCUAGCCAGCUCAAAGGAGUUUAUUUUCAUAAGUUGUAAGAACUUACAAGUCGGAGACUGGUGGAUUUAUUGGUCUUUUAAACAUGUUUUCAACUUCACUGUUAAUGGAGCUUUGAGCAAAAUAAAAACUGUAAAAGUAACUUAAGUAGACAUAAAUGUCAUAAUUUACAGGUAUACAGAAGACAUCUUAAUUUGCUGCAGUGUGGCAGAGGAGAAUGAUGAGAAAUAAUUGCUUUGUACAAAAUAACAGCAACUUGGGUUUGGGCAAAGUUGGACAGAAUGCAGAUUUGGCUGUCUUGCAGUUUGUUAGCAAGGCUUACAGUAACUAAAGUGUGUGAAUAAAGCAAAUGAGAAAC